AUGGCUGGUAUUGGUUUUGGAUCAAAAACACACUUGGAUUCAGGGUUGCUACAAGCGGCGCUGGUAGCGGUCCUGGUGGUGGCGACGCGCGGCGUGGUGGUGACGUCCACCGCACGCGCAGCCCAGCGUCGGCUCAUCAAAGUCGACUUUGACAAUCUUGAGGUAAUUACACUUUCUCACUCGCCUGCACCUGCAUAUGUACGAGUACGUUGGGUGUAA
Molecule: messenger RNA, 219 nt
Organism: Arctia plantaginis
Lineage: Eukaryota; Metazoa; Arthropoda; Insecta; Lepidoptera; Erebidae
Source: the annotation of a GenBank genome assembly